Molecule: messenger RNA, 1941 nt
Organism: Alligator mississippiensis (American alligator)
Lineage: Eukaryota; Metazoa; Chordata; Crocodylia; Alligatoridae
Gene: SLC16A8
Product: solute carrier family 16 member 8
Exons: 4
Coding region: 10-1638 (542 amino acids)
Biological process (GO): transmembrane transport; monocarboxylic acid transport
Cellular component (GO): membrane
Molecular function (GO): monocarboxylic acid transmembrane transporter activity
Source: RefSeq, a predicted model, not a curated record
AAUUAGAAAAUGGGGCAGUCUGACGCAGAGGAGGGCCAGCUGCCAGCACCAGUGAAGCCCCCAGAUGGUGGUUGGGGCUGGGUGGUGCUGCUGGGCUGCUUUGUGAUCACUGGCUUCUCAUACGCCUUCCCCAAGGCUGUGAGCAUCUACUUCAAAGAACUGAUGCAGGACUUCCAUGUAGGCUACAGCGACACAGCCUGGAUCUCCUCCAUCAUGCUGGCCAUGCUAUAUGGGACAGGACCUGUGAGUAGCAUCAUGGUGAACCAGUUUGGAUGCCGGCCAGUGAUGCUUAUUGGAGGGCUCCUGGCUUCCUCUGGGAUGAUCCUAGCCUCUUUCACCACCAAUAUUAUUGAGCUGUAUCUGACAGCUGGUGUGUUGACAGGUCUAGGUAUGGCUCUGAACUUCCAGCCCUCCUUGAUCAUGCUUGGUUCCUACUUUGACAAGCGUAGACCUCUGGCCAAUGGGCUUGCUGCAGCUGGAAGCCCAGUUUUCCUUUCUGCCCUCUCUCCUCUGGGGCAAGUCUUGCUUGAGAAAUUUGGCUGGCGAGGGGGGUUCCUCAUCAUGGGGGGGUUGCUGCUCAACUGCUGCACCUGUGGAGCUGUCAUGAGACCCCUGGAGAUGAGCAUGAAGCGAAAGAUGGAGAAGGUCCAGGACAAAUAUGAAGCCAAGGAGAUGCUGCCAAUGGGGGAAAAGACAGAGGAGGCCAUGACCACAACCAAUGAAGCCAAGUCAAAGAAAGCCAAGAAAAAGAAGCCCAAAAAAGGGAAGAAACUGUUGGAUUUUUCUAUUUUUUCCAACAGGGGGUUUGUCAUCUACGCCAUCUCUAAGUUCAUCCUGGUUUUGGGUCUCUUCGUUCCUCCUAUCUUAUUGGUCAACUAUGCUAAGGACAUUGGAGUGCCAGACACAGAGGCUGCCUUCCUGCUCUCCAUUAUUGGCUUCAUAGACAUUUUUGCCCGACCAUCCUGUGGGGUAGUGGCCGGGUUGAAGUUUAUCCGUCCUCACAUGGCCUACUUAUUCAGUUUUGCUAUGCUCUUCAAUGGCUUAACAGAUAUCUGCAGUGCCAGGGCUAACAACUACACAGCGCUGGUCAUUUUCUGUGUCUUCUUUGGCAUCUCCUAUGGGAUGGUGGGUGCACUGCAAUUUGAAGUGCUGAUGGCCAUAGUUGGUUCCCAGAAGUUCUCCAGUGCCAUUGGGCUGGUCCUGCUCAUCGAGGCUGUUGCUGUGCUUAUUGGGCCACCUUCAGCAGGACGCUUGGUGGAUGCCCUGAAGAACUAUGAGGUCAUCUUCUACCUGGCUGGCUCAGAGGUUGUACUCUCCUCCCUCUUCCUGGGCGUCAUGAGCUACUGCUGCCUGAAUCGGGGGAAAAAGACACCUCCACCAGCAAAGACCUCUUCCACAGGUGCUGGCAGUGACACAGAAGAGGCAGAGUCAGAUGCACAGGAAGUAGAAGACCAUGCAGAUGACAACCACCAACAAUCCCACAGCACCAACAGUGCCCUCAUUGUGGGGAGUGAUGCUGUGAACCACUUAAGGGAGGAUCAGAGCAUGGAUGCAGUUGGGCGGCCUGAGGGUGAUGGGGAGGCAUUGAUGUCAGUCAGAUGCAGCUCCAACCAAACAGUGGAGAGAGAGAGUUCUUAGGAAGUUAAAAGCCAGGAUGGAGGAAUAUAGAUAGACAGUGCUAAAGCACUGGUCUGGUUUGCAGACAACUAUGUAAGUAGGAAGAAUAUGGGGAGAAGGAUUGGGGCGAGGAGGAAAACGUGUGCGAGAAGGACAGGAGAGAAUCUACGAGUUAACAAUUUUUAAUGUAUAUACGUAGAGACAUGUUAUAUCUAGUGAUGUGUUUAACAGCAUGCUGCACAUCCACCGAUCUUUCACACAGGCUCAGAGGAGCUCUCUUGCUAUCUAAACUGGCCCUGGAAAACUUAAAGUUAACUAAGGCAA